UUUCCAAAUAUUUUAGCAGUUUUGUUUGUCCAGACAUUUCAGUCCACCACUCUAUUCUGAACGCGACCCGACCCGACAAUGUCCACACCCGAAUCGCAACCCCCUUCCGAGGACGCAGCCUCGGUCAGCAAAAAGGCCGCCAAGAAGGAAGCCGCCAAGCAAGAGAAGCUUCGCCGCCGCCAAGAGCAAGAAGCCCUAGCCGCCGCCACUCGCUCUCUCGCCGUCGAUGACGAGCAGGACCCGCUGGCCGCCAACUAUGGAGACGUCCCGCUCAACGAGAUACAAUCGAAGACGGUGGAGGACGUCAGCCGAUGGACCGAGGUCGGCGCUCUGACGAACACAUCGGAGAACCGCUCGGUGCUGAUUCGAGGCCGAGCGCAGACGAUCCGAGCCGUGGGGAAGAACAUGGCGUUUGUGGUCGUCAGAGAGAGAGGCUUCACCGUGCAGUGUGUUGCCACGGUCCAGCCUGAUACCGUGAGCCGCCAGAUGGUGAAGUACGUUGCCGGUUUGAGCCGCGAAUCGAUUAUUGAUAUUGAAGGAGUUGUUUCUGUUCCUAGUGUUGAGAUAAAAGGCACCACACAGCAGGUGGAGGUUCAAGUGAGGAAAUUGUACUGUGUGAGUAAAGCUGCUGUGCUACCUAUUAAUAUUGAGGAUGCUGCUCGAAGCGAUGCUGAAAUCGAAAAAGCUUUGCAGGCUGGAGAAAAGCUUGUUCGUGUUAAUCAGGAUACACGCUUGAACAAUAGAGUUCUUGACUUGCGAACACCAGCGAAUCAGGGGAUCUUCAGGAUCCAGAGCCAAGUUGGAACUAUCUUUAGGCAGUUUCUGUUAUCUGAAGGCUUUUUUGAAAUCCACACGCCAAAACUGAUUGCUGGUUCAAGCGAAGGUGGUGCUGCUGUGUUUAGACUCGACUACAAGGGUCAACCUGCCUGCCUUGCCCAAUCACCUCAGCUUCACAAGCAGAUGGCUAUCUGUGGUGACUUUGGCCGUGUUUUUGAGAUUGGUGGUGUUUAUAGAGCUGAGGAUUCCUAUACCCAUAGGCAUUUGUGUGAGUUUAUUGGUCUUGAUCUUGAAAUGGAGAUCAAGAGUCACUAUUCUGAGGUGAUGGAUAUUGUUGGCCGUUUAUUUGUUACAAUAUUCGACACUUUGAACAAGACUUGUGAGAAGGAGCUUGAAGCUGUAGGGAGGCAAUAUCCCUUCGAACCAUUGAAGUACUUGCCAGAGACUCUACGCCUUACAUUUGAAGAAGGUAUUCAAAUGCUCAAGGAUGCUGGCGUUGAAGUGGAUCCUAUGGGGGACCUAAACACUGAGGCUGAGAGAAAACUGGGGCAACUGGUUCUGGAGAAGUACGGCACUGAGUUCUACAUACUCCACCGCUAUCCUUUGGCUGUGAGGCCAUUCUAUACGAUGCCUUGCCACGAUAAUCUUGCCUACAGUAAUUCAUUUGAUGUUUUUAUUCGAGGUGAGGAGAUAAUUUCUGGUGCCCAACGUGUGCACGUGCCAGAAUUACUGGCUGAACGUGCACAAGCAUGUGGGAUUGAACUGAAGACAAUUUCAACAUAUAUCGAUGCUUUCAGAUAUGGUGCACCUCCGCACGGUGGGUUCGGGGUAGGGCUGGAGCGCGUUGUCAUGCUUUUCUGCGGUUUGAACAACAUCCGCAAAACUUCUCUGUUCCCUCGUGAUCCACUUAGGAUUGCCCCUUAGUGUAUUAUUCAUUUUGGCAGAAUUCGAUCUUUAGAGAUCUUAAAACAUACUUAAUUUCGUUUCUGUUCUUUAGUUUGUGAAACUAUCAAUUCUUACAAGCGAUAAAUGCACAUUGUCAGAUGAUUGCGUCGUUUUUAUUGAUGUUCAGACGAUUUGAAGUGAAUGGAUGGAUGGAUGGGUUAGAAGGCAA
Molecule: messenger RNA, 1891 nt
Organism: Prunus dulcis (almond)
Lineage: Eukaryota; Viridiplantae; Streptophyta; Magnoliopsida; Rosales; Rosaceae
Product: aspartate--tRNA ligase 2, cytoplasmic
Exons: 10
Coding region: 79-1701 (540 amino acids)
Biological process (GO): aspartyl-tRNA aminoacylation
Cellular component (GO): aminoacyl-tRNA synthetase multienzyme complex; cytosol; cytoplasm
Molecular function (GO): aspartate-tRNA ligase activity; RNA binding; ATP binding
Source: RefSeq, a predicted model, not a curated record